Drosophila sulfurigaster albostrigata is the source of this 897-nucleotide messenger RNA. RefSeq lists its product as uncharacterized. The transcript has 2 exons. Bases 105 to 881 code for a protein of 258 amino acids. The record is from RefSeq and is a predicted model, not a curated record. Lineage: Eukaryota; Metazoa; Arthropoda; Insecta; Diptera; Drosophilidae.
AACAAAUUCAUUGUGGCAUUUUUAGAUUCCAAGCAAGCUUCUUCAGACUGUUCAAAUUCAGCAACAUUUUCGAUAGACUGCUGCAAAAUCUCUCGCUCUCUGAAAUGAGCUGUCAAUCCGCCCACACUGGCUGCAGUGGAGCACAAGCCCCGGCCACACAGCAGCAGCAUGAGGAGACCUGUUCUUAUGCCUUAGGUCCGUAUCCAGAUGAAGUCAUCAUGUUGGCACUGGAUCGCAUACUUUACUACUCGGGCGUAACCAAAAUCAAACAUUUGCUGCAGAUGGCAAACUUUGGCACUCCCAGUCAGCUGGCGCCUCCAGCUUCCAUUUCGACUCCUCCUCCUACCGCUCCGUCGACGCCUUGUAAAGUGAGCUGUGGCACUUCUACUUGCAAUCUCAUUGGCAAAAUCGAUGUGUCCAACUACAACAGCAGCAAUAGCAGCCUUUCGCACUUCACAUCGGCCAAGACGGGAAAGAGUGUCAAGGGUUUAACACCCAGUUUACGCUCUCAAACAGUGAAUGUAAGCAAUCUACGUCCGCGCACGCCCCAUGUGGAUUUUGCUAAUCCGGUGGUUGACAAUCGACUGCCAGCGAGUCCCUCGAUCGCGACAAGUGUGAAGCAAUCCCUCUCUGCUUGUUCUAUUGCCUGUCGCCGGCUCAAGGUGAAGCUUUCGACGACGGCUCAGAACAAAGAUCAGCGCUGGGUGUGGACACGUUUGGUCAGCUCGGCAAAUGGCUGCAAAGUGUACGAAGUCUAUCAAAACUCCAAGUCCGAUAAGAAGCCAUGGAAAUCGUGUGAUCCUAAGCAACAGCCAGUCGUUGUCUUUCUGGUUAUGCCCAGUGGGCAUGUCAUGGUCUUUGAAACUGUUUCGAGAAGCUAGAGAAAGGAAUCCAUAA